CAAAGAUGCUGCUUGCAAUGGCUUUUGAAUGUCAACCCGGCACACUGGAUUCGAAUGAGGACGUCCACUUCAGCGGUAAUGCUCUCGGUGUGUGGCAUGAUAACAUCUCUUGCACAGAAGGAAAUUGAAGCCUGCUCCAGGCAAGUAUCGGGUGAAAAUUGCUGAUAUUCUACUAAUGGAGGCCUGGUCAGGCAUGGCGUUUGUCAAAAGAUCGGGCCGCAGAACCACAGCAUGCUGGCCUGCUUGAGACUUUUGAACUUGUCAGAUCCAGCUUGCCGGAGCGGCCUUUUGCACGCAGCCAGCAGAGCGUGCUGUGAAUCUUAUUGCUCUUCCUGUAGUGUUCUCCCAGCACUUAAUCUGGAUCCGGCUUGCUCAGUGGAGCAUAUUCUGCGAUUAUCUCCUCCUUGCUCUCAGUCUAGUCCCCCUUGCGUUCUUGUGCAUCACUUCGUGGGUCAGAUAGUUGAGAAGAAUACAAGCGACAGACAAGCUCAACGCGAGGAAGCCAACCCAGAAGCAGCUUCACCAGGUCCAGAGGCUUCAGAGGCUUCUGUAGUGUCAGAUUUGCUUCUUCCACUACUUGGUGGCUUCGCUGUAUCUGGCUGCAGUCUCACCCUCCUUUGCUCAAUGUUGUACUAUUGCGCAAUACAAAGAGCUCCAUAGCCUUCACCAUCCCCAACAUCGCCAACGACCAAGUCUUGCAUUGGAAAAAAGCCAAAGAAUUUGAAGCCCAAACGAAAAGGCAGAGCGAAGGCAAAGCCAAAGCAGAAACUUCAGUUGCCCAUGAGUUAUUUGCCAGAUUUGGUGAACUUGCAGGAGGCGUUUGAUUCAAACGCUCCGGCAGUCACAGCAGAAUUGGACGCGUCGGAAUUGGGGAAGACGAUAUUUGGGCCAGCACCAGCGCAGAGGCAGUCCACCACGACUUUGCGAACAGUAUGGCAGAUGCUUCAGCAUCGCCUGAGGUGCAGUCGCAAAUGGCUGACUACGUCGUCAUGGAGGACGGCCAUCGCCCAAAUCAGCGCGUGUUGAGCUUUUGAAAAUCAAAACAAAAUGCGUUCUCUCACACCCAUAGAUAAUCUUGUUCCAUUUCCAUGCAAUCAAAGCCGGAUGACAGAACGAGUUGAAUGGCAC
Molecule: messenger RNA, 1128 nt
Organism: Cladocopium goreaui
Lineage: Eukaryota; Dinophyceae; Suessiales; Symbiodiniaceae
Source: the annotation of a GenBank genome assembly